AUGUCUUCCACCACGCCUUUAACAGAGUACAGUUCGCCGUCACUGAGUCAUUGUAUGGCCUCUUGUAGCAGCGCUUGUGGAUGUAAUUGUUUGGGAUUCAACAAUCACACGGAGAAAUGUCGCGUGCUGAAAUCAUGCGACUCGGUGGACAUGACGAGCACUGAAGCUUUUUGGAGAUACUACAUUCCUACACCACAAGACGUCGGACUACCGGGCUGUCGGACUAUCGGUCCGUCGGACUACUGGGCUGUCGGACUAUCGGACCGUCGGACUACUGGGCUGUCGGACUAUCGGACCGUCGGACUACUGGGCUGUCGGACUAUCGGACCGUCGGAAUACUGGGCGGUCACCAUUAAAAGGAAGGAUAUGCCUGGUGACUGUAAAGCUCUGUAUGACAGAGGACACAGAACGUCUGGUGUGUACACUAUCUACCCCUGGGAGAGGUACAGUUCCGUGUGUCGGUCAGCCAGGGUCUUCUGUGAUAUGGGGACAAAUGCAGGGGGAUGGACGGCUAUCCAAAUGCGAAGAACUGGAUCAGUUAACUUUACCCGGAAUUGGAAUGAAUACAAGGUCGGGUUCGGAAACCCAGAAAUAGAUUACUGGAUUGGAAAUGACGCAAUUCACCAACUAACACGAGACCGUCCCUCACUGUACGUUUCCCUCACACUUAAUGACGUAUCUACAAAAUACGAGCUGUAUAACGAGUUUUCGGUAUCAGAUGAGAAUGACAACUUCAAGCUCUUCCUCGGGGGACCAGUCUCAGGAACUCUUGGUGACAACAUGUUAUCUACGGAUCGUCCGAUCGCUGGAAUGGCAUUUUCGACCCUGGACAGAGAUAACGAUAAUAAAGGCGGGGGGUAUAGCUGUGCCGUGACUAUGGCGGGAGGCUGGUGGUUCAAUGCCUGCCACCGGGCCUUCCUUAACGGGCCCUGGGCCCCGGGGAAUUGGCGGGAACCCUGGUCACCAGGUUUGAUGGAUGGAUUGGCUAUCACCGAGACUAGAAUGAUGAUAAGAGCUCGCUAAA
Molecule: messenger RNA, 1024 nt
Organism: Saccostrea cuccullata (small rock oyster)
Lineage: Eukaryota; Metazoa; Mollusca; Bivalvia; Ostreida; Ostreidae
Product: ficolin-1-like
Exons: 6
Coding region: 1-1023 (340 amino acids)
Source: RefSeq, a predicted model, not a curated record